GAAUUGGCCAUCGAACUCGACAACCAAGAUGGCUUGAAAUCCUUACGUCAAGAAUAUCAAUUGCCAUUGAUGAAAGAUGUAGUGGAGGGAAAUGAGAAAGAUGAACAAGCAACUUCGUUGUACAUGUGUGGAAAUAGCUUGGGACCCCUCUCAAAACGUUCAAAGAAGUAUGUCGAACAAGAAUUGCAGGUUUGGGGACGAAAAGCCGUUCUUGGUCAUUGGGAUCAUCCUUUUGGUCGUCCUUGGACACAAUGCGAAGAGAGAGUAUCACAUCUGAUGAGCGAUAUCAUUGGCGCAAAACCGAAUGAAGUGGUAGCAAUGGGAACACUGUCCAGCAAUCUACAUAUCAUGUUGGCAACAUUUUACAGACCAAAUGCGCUCCCUCAACUUGUGCUUCCCAACAGUGCUGGCAACAAGCCGGUAAGACACAAGAUCAUCUAUGAAGCACUCGCAUUCCCUUCUGAUCAAUAUGCUUUAGCAAGCGCUGUAACAUUGGCAGGAUUCGACCCCAAGACAAGCUUGAUUGCAUUGGAAGGCAAGAAAGAUCGCACACUAGAAACACAAGACAUUCUCGCAACUAUCGAUCGCGAAGCAGAUACGGGAGAAUUGGCAAUGAUUUUAUUGGGUGAUGUACAAUAUCAAACAGGUCAGAUGUUCGAUAUGGAAAAGAUUACAAAACAUGCUCGUUCUCGUGGUAUUAUUGUCGGUUGGGAUCUAGCACAUGCGUUCGCAAACGUCCCUUUGGCAAUGCAUGAUUGGGAUGCCGACUUUGCCGUUUGGUGUACGUACAAGUAUGGUUCGUCUGGUCCAGGAGGAAUGGCAGGUUUGUUUGUGCAUGAACGUUGGGGAAAUAACAGCAAUGCACCAGGGGCCAGUGGAUUGCCCAGACCGGCAGCAUGGUGGGGACAAAAGAAGGCCAGUCGAUUUUCCAUGCCAGAUUCCUUUGAUGCAAUCCAAGGCGCAUCCGGAUGGCAACAGUCCAACCCUUCAGCUUUGGAUAUGGCUGCUCUGCUUGGCUCUCUUGAAACGAUGGCAUUGGCACCCGCUUUAGGAUCCGGUCAUAUCAUGCCGGCAUUGCGUCAAAAGAGUCAACGACUGACAGCAUACCUGGAACAUCUACUCUUGACCCCAGGGUUCUUGCCUGCUGAAGCGAAUAUCUCCAUCGUCACACCGAAAGAAGGUCGAUUCCGAGGAAGUCAGCUAUCUUCUGAUGUUCCACCACCAAUCGAUGCCAGCUCAUUCGUUGCUCGUGUUCAUCAUUCCAUCGAGACGCGAUAUGGAGUUGUCUGUGAUGUACGCAAUCCGGACAUUUUACGUUUCGGACCUGUUGCUCAGUAUUCCUCUUUUGAAGAUGUAUGGAGAACAGCCGAUGCAUUGAGAAAGUCGAUCAUGGCACAAUUGUAAGAUCAUAUCAAUGUCAUACUUAAGUAGCUUGCUUUGUUGUUUUUCCUGCUUUUCGCUUCUCUCGUAUCCGUUGUAAGCGGUCCUUUAGUGCUUGAACCCUUUGAUCUGCUUCUUCUUGUGCGCGUUCUUCUUCGUCUAGUCGAGAGAGGAUUUCUUCUUUUGCUUCUCGUUCUGCUUUUUGUCGUGGUCCCUCUAGGUCAUCUUUGCUUUUUGGCUCAGGUUGUGAAACGUCUUCUUUGUUGUUAUUUAGAACAGGUUCAGCUUCGAUUGUUGUUGAUGCAUUUUGCGUAAAAGUCUUUUGCGGCAAGAGUGCUACUGAGUCAAGUACUUCUGCUUGAAAUCGAGCCCAUUCAUCUUCAUCGAUGGCUACCUUUUGCCUUUUGCCUCCUCUGUCAUCAUCGUUAUCACGAUCUUUUUCUUUUGGCGUACUCAUCCUUCUUGAUGGUAU
This is a messenger RNA of Meira miltonrushii, 1852 nucleotides long. RefSeq names its product kynureninase. Bases 70 to 1404 code for a protein of 444 amino acids. Gene Ontology annotation, biological process: NAD+ biosynthetic process. The record is from RefSeq and is a predicted model, not a curated record. NCBI's taxonomy places the organism in Eukaryota, Fungi, Basidiomycota, Exobasidiomycetes, Exobasidiales, Brachybasidiaceae. Gene Ontology annotation, cellular component: cytoplasm. Gene Ontology annotation, molecular function: kynureninase activity; pyridoxal phosphate binding. The transcript is spliced from 4 exons.